This is a messenger RNA of Strongylocentrotus purpuratus (purple sea urchin), 8683 nucleotides long. Its product is annotated as nuclear receptor ROR-alpha. The record is from RefSeq and is a predicted model, not a curated record. The transcript has 4 exons. Gene Ontology annotation, cellular component: nucleus. Gene Ontology annotation, molecular function: nuclear receptor activity; RNA polymerase II cis-regulatory region sequence-specific DNA binding. Gene Ontology annotation, biological process: regulation of transcription by RNA polymerase II. NCBI's taxonomy places the organism in Eukaryota, Metazoa, Echinodermata, Echinoidea, Camarodonta, Strongylocentrotidae. Bases 217 to 630 code for a protein of 137 amino acids.
UCUUUCAUUAUUAUACAGACCAAGGAAGAGAUCUUAACACGAUUAUCAGUCCUAUUAGGCAGUCAGUACGAACGCAUCGUCCAGUUCGCAGAGUCCAUACCAGGCUUUGGAGAAUUUAGUAAAGAGGACCAGAGAAUUUUACUACAAAUUGGGGGUCUAGAGGUUAUUCUGUUGCAGUUAUCUCAAAUCUAUGACCACAAGUCAAAGUUACUAAGAAUGUGGGAAGGGAUGUGGCUAUCACCUGAACAAGCCAGAAAACUUACAAGUGACUUCAAUCUAGCAGUGUUCUUUGAGCUUCUGUUCAGCCUGGCAGAGAGCCUUCACGGGAUGCAUCUCAGAGAAGAGGACAUCGCUGUCUUCUCUGCACUCCUGCUUCUUGCCUCAGAUCUACAAGGACUGAAACAGAAGAUGCAGGUGGAAGCCCUGCAAGACAAAGUACUCAGCGGCUUUGCCUACAUGCUGUCUCAGAACCAUCGCUGUAAGCCCAAUCUCCUACCCCAGGUUCUCAUGUGUAUGCCAACCCUGCGAACCAUCAGCACCAGCUAUCUGGAGCUGACAGCAGUACCACGUCACACCAUGGUGGUGCCGCCACCACCGGACUCGACAGCCAUGGCAAUGAGACUGUUCUGAAGUCGAGGGAAUGAACUAGAUAGGUAGAUAGUAUGUGUGUUGAUCAGAGGAGCCUUCAAAGACUACAAAGAUAUUGGGUAACAUCAUCUGUGGGCCGGGAUUCAUCCAUGGAGGGCAACACACUGAUGUGGUUAUCAGGUAGCAGGUUUGUUCAAAAGAUGGAUGGGAUCUGUCUUGGAGCAGUGUCCAAGAUAUCGUGAACAUUGGUGUAUAGAGGUGAAGGCAAAUGCCAUGUGGUUCACCAGAGCUUUGGAUUCCUGGUUGGACGAGUGAGGAAUCCCAAGAACAGGUCAUAGGAAUUCUGCAGAGAAGCCAUUGUUGUGCACACUCAGAAAAAUCCCUCUGUCAAGCAGAAUCUUCACAAGAAGUCUUUGCUGUACCCAAAGGUACAAUGCACUGGCAUUGUCUGAAAGGCCACCUUGUUGAAGCUGUAAUGUUGAAGCUUAGUCGACUGCUUAGCAUCAUGGUGGCUUCGGAGUUUGAAAAAAAGUGGAGGACAACAGGAAAUGCACCAACUUCAGACUUGGAUGAAUAUCAGCUGGUCUGCAUCCAAUUAACUAACUCUAGGAACAUUCAUGACCUAAUUGGUCGCCAUAAGGUAAGAAGGAGUCUUACAUAAGGUUCCUAGGAGGUCUCUCUUCCAAGUUCUUCAGACGUGGGCAUUGGGAUCACUGUUGCAUUUGCAUAUGAGGAUCACGUUCAAGUACUGCAGGGUUGGACAUCGCAUGGAGAAAGCCCUGGCAGAACUUUAUCACUACCAGAUCUUAAGAGCAUGUUUAAAGGAAAAGAAGGGCGUGGUGUGAUUUAUCUUCUCAAGAUGAGAUAUCAUUUGUUAACAGUGAUGAUUGAAGGUUUGAGUCUGCAAAGUAGUACUGAAUCAUCAACCCCAGGUUAUGCUCUCAGCAGCACUGGGUUUUACUUCUUCACAAUGGAUAGGCGAUUUUUCAAGUUGAAAGUCUGAUUUUUAUGCAUAGAUGUGUGAUUUUGAGCCCGAAAGGGCUUUGUAAGCAAUAGAAAACAGAAAGAAUUCAGGCCAUUCUGAAAGUGUGUUGAUGUAAGCCAGUGCCCUUCUAGCACCAAUAAGUCAGUGAUAUGUAAGAUGAAGAAAGUUUCAUGUGUGAUGAUUGUUUCAAUUGGAGCCAAGUGCGACCACUUUUUUGUCAGCACAGCACAAAUGCACAGAAAGGGAGCAGGGUAGAAAUGUCUUCUUUGGGGGAAAAGCAAAGAAUUAAGUCCUUUCAACCAUGGUGAGGUAUCAUCAUAAACAACCUUAAAACAUAUUGGGAGAUAAAUCAAUUCCAUUCUGAGAGGAUAAAAAUUUACUUCAGUAAGGUAUUGAAUUCUAAUUCUUAAGAUGAACAUGGAACAGAACAUUUUAAUUGUGUAUUGGGAGCACUUAAUAUGUAGCUAUUCAACACCUUGUUUUAUUUCACUUGGUGCACCUUAAUUUUCCGGUUAAUUUUGUUUUUACUAAAAAAAAUUUUGCUGAUUUGACAAUGUAGUUCUAUUCAAGGAUAUUUUUAGAAUUCAAGAUUAGAUUAAGAGAUGCAGAUUAUGUUGCACGUGGCAGACAAUAAAUUCUAUCAAAAAGACAUCUUUAUUUUGUGUUCAUCCUAAGACUUUUAAUAAGAUCAAGAAUCAAUGCCCUUUUUUCUGAUUUGGUUCAAAAACUUUGAAUGAUACUUCUAAUCAUUACCUCCACCAGUUCCACAGGGUAUCUUUCAGUAGAGGAAGCUCCUAUGUGUUUAACGUGAUAGAUAGUCACCUAGAACCAGUACCAUUAGGAGAGUUCAGGCACAAUAUGAUGAAUACUGCUAUGUUGGGCAAGCACACAACAAAAGAGUAUAUGCCAUGUUGUGACCAACUGUAACCAAGUUACCGAAGCUCUGUGUAUAGAUGGCAUUAACUAGAACACCCCUACACCUCCCCAACUUUCCACUUUUAAAAUGACGUAAGAAUGACUUGAUAAGAGAAGCACAAUAUGAAAAGGUACCAAAAACAAUGUUAUUAUAUAUUGUUUUAUAUCAUUUAUUGUACUGUAAAAAGUUUUAUCAGUGGCCAAGUUGUAUAAUAUUUAAAAUAGCAGUGUAAAUAGUGAAUAGCACAUAUAAAAAAAGGACAUUUAAGAUUUGAAAUUCUGAAGAAAAAAAUAUUUGAUUAUGUAUUGAUGAAAAAAGACGGCCUUUUUCGCAGAAUGCGUCUGUGACUGAAGCUCUCAAAAUCUGGUCUCAAUAUAUUGUUUUCUUUAUUCUAUCUUCAUGGGUGAGAGUAAGAAGAGUGUAUCGAAACGAGUAUUAUUAUGUUUUGCAAUGAAAUACCUUGUUUUAGCUUCCCUUUGAAGUGUAACCCUUGCUUUGUAUUUUGCUCUCCAGUAUUGCUGCUCAGCAGAGCUAGUGCAUGAUCAGUCUAUUGGAGCUCAUACUAAACAUAGAGAUAAAAGUGUUGAAUUCAUAAUUAAAACCCACAUGCUUCAAACAAAUAACCAUAUCAUAUGGCAAGAAGGUAGAUUCAUACUAAAGUACAAUUUGAUUCCUUUCAUUUUGCUUGUUUUGAAAUUGAAAACUGAAAUAUCUGGCUGAAAUGACUGGUGGAAAGUUUUAACUCAAGUAUGUUGUAACCUGUUUGAAAGAAUACCACCUAUUAUUGAUGGAAACAAAAUCCUCUUUGAGUUUUAUAUGAACUCACAAUGAGCUACCACAUAAAAUAUUGAUUUGCCUUUUGUAAAAUAUUUAUUAAUAAAUUUUCUAAUUGGUAUUCAAUUGAAAGUAGCCAAAGUAAUAUAAUAGGAGUAAUAAAAAAAAUAAGCACUGCAUUUCAUUGUUUAAAAUGAGUUUGAAUAUAAAUGUUUCUUGGUUUUCCAAUAUUUAUAAUGUUAUGAAUAACACUUUUGUGAUAAGUUACAAGUAUUUUUAUUUACAAAAAGCAACACUCCAUUUCAGCUCUCGGAGGCAGCACCUGACUAAUAUGCACAAGCAAUUAAAUAAAAUUGCUCAUUUUCCAGUGAUUAAUGUGGACGGACCUUAGUGAUAUGUUGUCGUAAAAGUAAUUUGGAAGGAUUUCAGAUUGCUACCUGUAACGGGAAGAAAAAAGACUCAGGAGGAAUUAAUUUUUGUAUAACUUGUAGAUGAACUAGGUGAUACAUGUAUCUCUUUAUUGACUUCUUUUAUUGUUACUAAAAAUGAACGAAUCAUGGAAUGAGCCUGUCAUCUUUUUUUUCUUAUCUUUUUUUCUGAUUAUAGUCAAGAGGAUUUGAUUUGAUCUUGAAUUGUGUCUGAUGAAAGAAAUGCUGUGUCUAUUUUUUUAUACAUCAAGUCUACCUACCUAAACCGAAUCUGUUUUCAUGUACCUUCAUAAAAACACAUGUCUUCAUCAUUCUUCAUGAAUUUCUUUUGUCUACAAUAGAGGCUGCAUACAUGAAUGCUGCAAUGUAUAAAGUGACUGAGGAUUUGUUAUUUUGAACGAUGUGUGAGAGUAAAAAGGCUAUUUUUUAGAUUUGAGAUGGACGGGGAGUUCAGUUUUGAACUUCACAGCUGCUCUAUUUCUUUAUUUCAGAUUAUUUCUCUUCAUGAACAUUUGUGGCCCGUUACAGCACAUGUGUUAGGCUGAAUUUCUACUUGUUUGUAUCAAUUAAGCUAAAAUUGCAGUUCAACAAUUUAUGAUAUCCUUUUGACAUAUAUAUUAUUGGUGUGAAAAUCUGCUCAAGUUUCAAUGGUUUUCCAAAUAUUUUCGUAGUAGCUUUAGGAUUGUUGUUUUAGCAGAAAAUUGUUUUGUCUGCAACUUGGAGGUGUUUUUUUUGACAAUGUUGAUAGAUAAUAUUUAUUAAGAUCAAAAGACCAAUAAGUUGCAUCAAUGCACUUCUGAAAAAAAUCUUUCUCUUGUAAAUUCCCCUUUUUUGCCCUUAUUUUCUAAAAGAAAAGGACCAACCCAUAGCGAAGUAUUUCCAUUAAUAUAUAUAUACAUAUAUAUAUAUAUACCACCCACUUUUCACAAACACAUCAAUUGAUUAUGUAUGCCAUAUUUGAUGAUUAUGAGAUGCUUAAGCAAUGUGUUUAAGGAUUAGAUAUGAAUUGAAGUUAUGCCUUUUUAAAUAAUUUGCAAAAGCUCCACAAUCAAUAAUUAGAUAUGACUUAAAGUCAUGCCUUUUUAAAUGCUUGAUUGUCAGAAGAAAAAAAGUGCAUUCACCAAGUAGUUUUGGGUUUAAAAAAAAAAUCAUUUCUGGUACAUUUUUUAUAAAUUUGUGAUGUUUGCUGGAGGUUCUUUAAGAUGCUAGUGCUGGAAGUGGUCAUGGAGGUCGUUUGUUGCCCAAGUUGUUGGGCAUCUCUUUUGUCCUUUGCCUAUUGUUGUCACAUGGUUCCAAUUUGAACGUGGAGCCAAGAAGGGAUAUGAAUCAGGAACUAUAGGGUUUCUUUGUGGCAUGGACAGCUCAUGGUUGGUUCCUGGAAUGUAGACAUUCUUGAGACAGUGGACAUGUUUCUGUUUAAGAAAUGUCGUUUAUCCCUCCUUUCUCACGCCCCUACUUUCCUCACAUUGAAGUUAAGCUUUAGAGAAACAUAAUGGAAGCCGCAUGAUUAAUGCUCUAAGCAGGGACAAUUUCAAAUCCACUUUGUCCUUUCAAAUCUGUAAAUCUGCGGAUAAGAAUAAUUAAAAAACAAUAAAAAUAUUCCAGUUGUGUGUAGAGAUAUGACUUUCUGUAUGUGCUGACAAAGUGUUCUGGAAAUCAUUUCCCUAUAGCUUUAGUUUGCAGAUGAAAUUGCCUGGUGUCAUUUUACACAAAAUUGAAUGCAUUUGUGGCUUCAAACAGAUGACUUUUUUAAACAGUAUUCUCUCUUGAAGGAAUAAUACAAAUAAAAAAUAAAAAAUUGGAAAAAAGGCAAAUCAUCUACAUCAUAACAUCCAGAGACAAGUAUUAUUUGAAGAAAAUAUACUGUACCAUAUCAGUUUGAAAUUACAGUAAUCCAUGGUUCUCAGCUAUACAUGAACAAUCCAUUAGGCAUUAGUUUAUCGUUGCAUCCACAUAUUUCUCUAAUGGUUGGAUGCAAAUGUACACGUUAGGGUUGGAAGGCAGGAAAUGAUGCAUCCUCGAGUGACCGAACACAACACCGAUAGAUUCCUCCCUUGUUUUACUCCCAUGUUGUGAUGCGAAGGAAAGGGAGGUGUGAGAUAACGCUUCUGGGUCGUAAAUUUGAAACGAUUAGAGCCGAAACUGAUCCCGCUAUGAAUUCUGUAUCAUUUUACCAUGAUAUACCAUAUCCCUCCAUUUGGAUGAUUUGCUUCUAUUUUGAUCUAUAAAAAGCAAAUAAAAACUAUUAUCUCUUUCUCUUUUUUGUCAUAUUCCUCACUUAUAUUCAUGGACUCUAAUGAGUGUGCUUAUGAAAGUAAAAUAGAAAUAAUACCUACCAAAUUGGCAUAGCAGAGGAACCUAUUUUUACCCAAUUACUAUACUUGAUUCCAGUGUUUGAUCAGCUUUUUCUAUAAAUUUACUAUGCUGAAAUAUAGUCCUUAUUCUUGUAAUAUUUACUAGAUAAAAGAGUGACCUGUUCUGAAGAAAAAAUGCUUAGAAGUUUGGAAUAUUGGUGAAUUUUUUACUUGCAUUUAUAUCAUGUUAAUAUCAAAAAUAAUAUAAAUGAAUUUAAUUUAAUUUAACUGUUACUAGUCAUUAAACUAAAUGUAAAUUUUUGAUUACAGUCAUUUUUCAAUUGCACAAGUCAUGAUAAAUGUGAACAAGUAUUGAAUAUACUAAACUCACAAGUAUAUUUCUCUUUUCCAAAACCAGCUGAUUGGGACACAGGGUAUUUUCUUUCAUUUUUUAAAAAUUCCAAUUCCUCUGGUUUAUAUCAGAUUGAGAAAACUUGUAAAUAUAACAUGGAUCCUUAGGCUGGAAUACAAAUGCACAAAGUAGAAUUGACUUAUCAAAGACUUCAGAACUAAUACAGGCUUUAUCCAUCCCUUUUGUUAGAUAUUUAUACUAAAUACAUACACAUGCACAAAUUGAUGUCACCUUCAUAGUAAUAUUUUUCCUAUUAAACACAUUUUGUUUUAACUGAUUAAUUAUGUCUGUUAUCUCUCUUAUCAUACUGAUCCAUAGAAUGAUUAAUGAUUUAAGGUCAUUUUUCCCUCUUUUUUGUUUUUAAAAUCAUAAAUUUGGUGUUACAUUGAGCAUAAAACUGGAUGACUCUUAUCAUUUUGUACCCUGUUCCUUUAAUUCCUCUCUUCAGCAACAACAUUUAAGGAUGAUAGAUGGAUGAGGGUUUCAAAAAGGGGGAUGAUCUUGAUAGGCCCCAAUAAAAAUGUCACAAAAUGAUGCAUGGGAGAGGUUGCUAUUAGAAAGGAAUAAUGAAUUGAAAUUAGAAUGAUUAAAUGUUACGCGUUGAAAGGGCCUCCCAUUAGAGCCGAUGUAUACCAAUGCACGCUGCAGUAUGCAAUCAUGUAGGUCAAGAUAUGUUGAAUGCUUUUUGUAUGGUCCCAUCAAUAUUCUUUCUUGGCACUGAUUAUUGAGAAGUCGAUUUGUAAGUGUGUUAUAGAAGUGUGGGAUCAACCUAGAUCCUCGAAAAGAAAUGAUAAGAAACAAGUAUUUUCACCUUAAAAAAUGACUCCUGUAGAAGCAUAUUUUCCUAUCAUUUCCCUCAAGUUUGUGUUGUUGUGUCUAUUCUUGUUUGUAUUCUUUUAGAUAUCUGAUCAAUCACGUAAUGUAUUUUAAUUUGUAGAUUUGCCAAAUUUGUCAACUAGUAUUUUGAAUGUACUUCAUUGCUAAGACUAUAGCUCACUGUAAUGUUUAUUGGUUGGUCAAUCAGGAAAUGAAUGUAUUGGACUGAAAUAGGUAAAUUGAUGAAAAGAUAAAUUUUAAGAGUGUUGUAAAAUGUGUUGCUUGUAUUGGACUUACUCUGAUAGAUUUAUCUGAAAUUGUAUUUCUAAAUUAUUCUUAUUUUCAUUACUAUCAGUAUGUAAUUGAGUAAAAAUCAAUAUAUGUGUAUAUGAUAAAUGGCAGGAGAGAGAGUGAGAGAGAGGAGACAGAAAGAUGAUCGAGUGAAAUAGUAACGAAUUUGUCAGGUCUAUUUUUCAGUUGAAUUUAGCCAAAGAGAAUAGUAGAAUCUAAGGUAUAGAAACUGGGCUGAAAUAAUUAAAGACAACAAAAUGGCUGAAAUGGUUUUAAAUAUAAAAGGAUAUUUGUUUUAUAUGAAAAAAAUGUUUUGUGUGUAAAGUUCUAUGUAACUACUGAGAACAAAAUUUUGAUAUUUUAAACUUGUAUGUGUCGUGAUAAUUCAGUGGGUCACUUGAUCCACUCUGUUUAAAAAAAAAAAGAUACAUAAAUUUAUUCCUUUAUUUGAUCUCUGUCUCUUGUUUUUGACAUUCACUUUUGUUUAAGUAGGAUGGAAUGAUGUAGAGAUGUAGGAAUGAAACUUGCUAAAAACUGAACCUGUCUUCAACAUCUGUGUGAAUCUAAUACAGAUAUAACCUCUCUAUUUUUAUAGACUCAAACUAUUGUGAAAAGCACACUUCAAGUCGUUUCUUAUUAACAGUGUAAUAUAUGUCUGUCAUUUCUUUUUCUCCAGGGAGGAAUAAAUGUUUAAAAAAUCAUGAAUGGUGUGACAGAAAAGAAAUAAAGGAAGAAAUGAUUGUUUGCAAAUUUACCUCAGAUUUUGCUACUGUGAAAGAUUAAAAUAUAUGAUUGACUUUGAAAACAUAAAGUGUACUAUUGCAACAUAAGAGGAGUUUGUGUUGGCAUUGUAGCGAGAAAUAGUUCUCCUACUUUGUAACCAAAUUCCAGCACCAAACUGCUGUAUAAACUGCAAACUUAAUUCACAUCAUGCACAUACAAAAGCAAAGCACAUCAGUGCCACUUUUAUAUAUGUGUGUAUUAUUGUACAAGCCUCUUUGUUUACACCUUUAUUUUCCCCUUUAUGUAUACAUGUACAUCUAACAAUAUUUCCUAUUCUUUUCCUCAAAUUUAUGUACAGAGGUAUUUCCUUUUUCUCUUUUUUUCUUUGUUGUUUGACUUGAGACCAUAUUUUGUGCUAUACUGUUAUUAAAAGGGCCAGAUGGAAAAAAAUGAAAA